Molecule: messenger RNA, 817 nt
Organism: Pseudophryne corroboree (corroboree frog)
Lineage: Eukaryota; Metazoa; Chordata; Amphibia; Anura; Myobatrachidae
Product: ficolin-1-like
Exons: 6
Coding region: 1-711 (236 amino acids)
Biological process (GO): complement activation, lectin pathway
Molecular function (GO): signaling receptor binding; antigen binding; carbohydrate derivative binding
Source: RefSeq, a predicted model, not a curated record
AUGACAUCCAAGAUGAAAUGGCGGAAAGACAGGGAUAAGGGAGUCUCGACCUUUCUGGAAUCAGUGUACGCUGACAGGAACUGUAAGGAUCUGCGGGAUCAUGGCGUGUUACUCAGUGACUGGUACACCAUAUACCCAGAUGGCUGCACCCCCCUGAGGGUCCUGUGUGACAUGCACACCGAUGGUGGAGGCUGGAUUGUAUUUCAGAGACGCUAUGAUGGUUCCGUUGAUUUCCACCGUGACUGGAAGUCCUACAAGAUGGGGUUUGGUACCCGCCUGACAGAGUUCUGGCUGGGAAAUGACAACCUGCACCAGAUAACGUCAUCAGGCACCUGGGAGCUUCGGGUGGACCUUCAAGACUUUGAGGCUAAAAACUCUUUUGCUAAAUACAAAUCUUUUAAAAUUAUGGGAGAAUCUGAGAAAUACAAAUUGAUACUCGGAGACUUUGUGUCUGGUACUGCAGGAGAUUCUCUGACAUAUCAUAAUGGGAUGAUGUUCACUACGACAGACCAGGACAACGAUGUAUACUACGAUAACUGCGCUCAGAAGUACAAGGGGGCCUGGUGGUACAAUAAGUGUCACUCCACAAACCUGAAUGGACUGUACCUUCCUGGGAAGCACGCUAUCCAUGGUGAAGGCAUUACCUGGUACCAUGGCAAAGGGCAUAAUUACUCCUACAGACAGUCUGAGAUGAAGAUUAGACCGCUGUGAUGACGCAGAGAGACGCUUCCUACAAUGACGCUGAUUGUAUGUGACAUAUAACUGCUGUGAUUGGCUGUUACUGCGCUAUAAUGAGAAUAAAUCAUACAGUGAUAUA